Messenger RNA from Culex quinquefasciatus (southern house mosquito), 4358 nucleotides. RefSeq names its product canalicular multispecific organic anion transporter 1. The record is from RefSeq and is a predicted model, not a curated record. Gene Ontology annotation, molecular function: ABC-type transporter activity; ATP binding; ATP hydrolysis activity. Gene Ontology annotation, cellular component: membrane. The transcript is spliced from 4 exons. NCBI's taxonomy places the organism in Eukaryota, Metazoa, Arthropoda, Insecta, Diptera, Culicidae. Gene Ontology annotation, biological process: transmembrane transport. The coding region runs from base 82 to 4266 and encodes 1394 amino acids.
CUUCCGACCAAAAAGGGCGCGUGGACUGCUGUGAUCUCUGCUAUUUGUUGAAAUGAGGCUAGACGGCGCCGGUCACUAGUCAUGGCACUCUUCGACGAGUAUUUGGCUAGGUUCUUUCAACGAGAGACAUUCCUGGAAUCGGUCACGUACCUUCCGCAGCAUGUGUUGCUUUGGGCAUUGCUGGUGUCCGAGAUUCGUUACAUCCGGAAGCAUUCGUUUGGGAAAAGCUGUCGGCACACCAAGGACCUGUUGCUAUUGUUUGCCAAGAGUGUGCUGAAUCUGGUCGUUCUAGUUCUGGCCAUCUCGAACUUUGGACGUCCGGCAACUCUUCUCGCUACAAAACUCAUUGAAGCGCUAUCUUACAUUAUAACUCUGACGUUGCUUCAUCUCGGUGAACACUACAAUGUACGCGAUCAAACGUUUCUGCUUUGCUUUUGGACGCUGAAUCUACUGGUAAACAGUAUCCGCAUGGUCGAGCAGUCAUCCAUCGAGAGCAUGGUUUUUGGAGGGAUCAUGCUGACACUAGUCCUCCUCAUAGCCUACUCAAAUGUGAUUUCAAGUUGCCAUAGUAACUCCACCGUCCUGCCAAAUCUCAUAAGAUCGGUGUACUUUAGCUGGUUCAAUAACAUUAAUCGAGCGGUUCAUCGUUCGAAAUCAUCAGAUGAGUUGGGAACCCUGAACGAUGACAUGCAGGCUGCAACCCUGAUGAAAACCUUUCGAGGUGUCACGGUAUCCAGAGGACAGUACGAGUCGGUUGCGAUCAGAGAGGAAGCGUCGCCUACUUUGAUAUCGAUCAGAAUUAUGCUGCGACCCUUUUUGAGGGAUUUGAUCAUCACGGGAGUCAAUCGACUAGUUUUGACUGUAUUGUUCUUUGUGUGUCCAUUUUUGCUAGGUCAAAUUCUUCGCCAGGAUCGAUCAACCGAGUUGGAAACGCACUCUCAAGUUAUCACCAUCUUCAUCGUUUCGCUGCUGAUCGCGGCCUUGAACGGCCAGUACUUGUACGAUACCCAGAAGAUUGGCCUCAAGAUCAAGUCAGUCCUGAUGACGAUGGUGUACGAGAAGUCACUCAAGCUGACAAGCUCAAACCAUGCGGACGUAACGCUGCUGACCCUGGAUUCGUCCCGCUUUAUCGAUCUACUGCCAAACGUUCACAUGAUCUGGUCCGGGCCGUUGAUCAUAGUGGCAUCGAUUGUGGGUUUGGUGAUCGUUUUGGGCUGGUGGUCUGCCCUAGUCGGUGUCCUGGUGAUGGUUGUGACCAUUUUCGCUACCAAGCUCAUCACUGACAAACUACGCUUGCUUCAAAAGGACUUCAUGGAUCGGAAAGAUCCCCGGAUAUCAACGACCAACGAAGCGCUCGGUAUGAUAAAGCAGAUCAAGCUGUAUUGUUGGGAAACGUUCUUUCAAGAUCGUAUUCAAGCGUAUCGCCAGCGAGAACUCCAAUCCCUCCGGAAGAUCAUCAUCUGGGACAUUCCAAAAUACCUCCUCGGAGUAAUCUCUCCCUUUGUGGUCUCACUGGCAUCCUUCGGGAUGAUGAUCCUCAUCGGAGACGCCUCGCUGUUGACUCUCGAGUCAGUAUUCGUGUCAAUCGCGCUGUUCAACAUCCUCAAGUACCCGCUGUCCGUACUUCCGAGUUUAUCUUCGACGUGGACAGCCGUGCAAGCGUCAGUCGAUCGCAUCAACACAUUCCUAGGCGCAGCAGAAAUACCGACUCUACCAAGACCAAAGUCGUCAUCCGGUGGGACGCGAUCUCGUCAGCUAUCGGACUCGCUCGAUGAAGUCCUUGGAGAAUGUCGCAAGACGCUGCACCGUCCAGUAGUUUCGAUUAAGCGAGCAAGCUUCAGGAUCGCCGGUAAACCUAUCGUGCAAUCGAUCGACCUGCAGAUAUACGAGGGAUCCUUCCUAGCGAUCACCGGGCCCGUAGGAUCCGGCAAAUCCUCCCUGCUGGCGGCGAUCCUGGGUGAGUUUGAUCAUAGUGGGGAGAUGGCCAGCGUCGUUGGACACAGCGCAUACGUGUCACAGGAACCUUGGAUCCUGCAUCAAUCUAUACGGCAGAACAUCCUGUUUGGACUAGAGUGGGAUCAACUGCGGUAUAAAGAGGUUAUUGAGGCGUGCGAGUUGCUGCCGGACUUGAGCUCAUUCCCGGAGGGCGAUGCCACCGUUGUUGGUGAGAAGGGUGUGACGGUUUCUGGGGGUCAGAAGCAGAGGAUCGUGUUGGCACGGGCCGUCUAUCAGAGUGCGGAGAUGUAUCUUUUUGACGACCCUCUGAGUUCGGUGGAUGGUGAAGUGAGUGGGGAGAUUUACCGAAAGGUAUUCGGAAGGGGUGGGUUGUUGUUUGGAAAGACGGUGGUCCUCGUUACGCAGGACGUGGAGUUAAUGAAGGACGCUGAUACGAUCGUGCUGAUGGAGGGUGGUCGAAUCUUGGAGAAGCAUUCGUACGGGUCUUACCGGGAGAAGUACUGUACGGAAGAUUCUUUGUAUGGAAAGAGCGAGGAAGAGCCUAAAAGUGAUAAUCAAAAGUUUGACGAACAGCUGUUUGUGAAGAGAAGAUCGGAAACGAUCAAGGAGGGUCGAAUAGACAGGAAAAUCUACUUCAAGUACUUAGAGAAGCUCGGAUGGAUUUCAGUAAUGCUGAUCGUGUUGAUCAACAUUUUGAUUCCACUGUGUGACAUCUACUCGACGAUUUGGUUGGCGGAAUGGUCAACUACCAACCAUAACUCGGCCUUGAAGGAUCAUUACUACCUGGGGAUCUACAGUCUGUUUGUGCUGGGAUUGGCAUUCUUCCUAACACUCAACAGCACCGUAACAACGGUUCGCGGUGCUGCCGUAUCGAAACAGAUGCACAACAAACUCCUACAGAGCACACUCCACAAAGCGAUGAACUACUUUGACUCGACCAACUCCGGCCAAAUAAUGAACCGCUUCUCAACCGAUCUCGAUGUAGUCGACUCGAAAAUCGCGCUCAAUUUUCGCGAUCUCCUAACCAAUCUUUCGAGUGUCAUCUCAAUCUUGAUCCUGUUCUGCUUUAACACAAGCUAUUACAUUAUCAUUGUGCUCGUCGUGAUCAUGGUCUUCUACUACUGGCUGCUCAGCUAUCACCUGGAAACGUCCCGUCAACUUAAGCGUUUUGCCGCCUCCAGCAACGCUCCGAUCAUCCUGCACUUUAACGAAUCUCGCGAGGGUCGUACGACGAUUCGCGCCUACAGGCAGGAAGACCGCUUUCGCGAGCAGUUCAUGAUGUUCGUCGAUCUACACCAGCAUUAUUCGUACCUAUACCAGGCUUCCAGUAGGUGGUUGGGUAUCCGGCUUGAGGUAAUUGGCGCGGUCACUAUAUACUUUGUGACCAUGUUUGCGAUCCAUAACGAGGCUACGAUUGGGGCCUCUAAUGUUGGGGUCAACAUCAGCUACGGACUGCGGUUGAUUCCGUUGCUGAAUGCAUUGGUGCGAUCGACGGCACUUCUGGAGGAGAACGCUACCUCGUUGGAGCGUAUUGAUCAGUCGUUGAACGAUCACAGUGAAUUGGAGGUCUGUGAAGUUGGUAGCGAUCAGAAGGGUUGGCCUGGCGCAGGAAAGAUCGAGUUUGUCAACUUUAGCAUGGACUACGGAUCGCGAACUCAUGCCUUGUUGGACAUUAAUAUGGUGAUCGGUGCCCGGGAAAUGCUUGGGAUCGUUGGUCGAACCGGAGCAGGGAAAUCCAGUCUCAUCAGCUCACUAUUCCGACUCUACCCAUCUCAAACUAAAGGCGCAAUCCUAAUCGACGGAGUCAACAUUGAUCGCGUUCCGCUUAAGCAGCUGAGACAAAGUCUGACGAUCAUUCCGCAAAAUCCAACGCUGUUCUCGGGAACUCUUCGGCAAAACCUCGAUCCCACCAAUGUCCACGUAAACGACGUCGAUCUUUGGAGAGUGCUCGAUCACUGCAAGCUAAAAGAGCUUGUCGCAAAUUUCCCCGAGCAACUCAACACGAUGGUUGAUGAUCGUCGAUCGAACCUUUCCGUGGGACAAAAGCAGCUUCUUUGCUUGGCCAGAGGAAUCCUACGUGAUACCAGGAUCGUAAUUCUGGACGAGGCCACGUCGGCGAUGGACGGGGAAACUGAGCGGACCAUACAGCAGGUGUUCAGGGAGACAUUUAAAGAAUGUACGGUGUUGAUGAUCGCACACCGUAAGAGUACGAUCAGGGAGGUUGAUCGGGUGCUGUACAUGAGGCAAGGGAAGAUCGUGAAACUGGAUCGACCCAGUGAGUUUGGGGAAGGAGAUUUGAUGGAGCUGUAAGAGGGGUACUUAAUUGAGCUAAGAUUUAUGUGAAUUAUAUGUUAUAUCAAUUAUAGAGGACGCUUAUUUACAUAAUAUAUCGUAAUGUGAUG